Messenger RNA from Polyodon spathula (Mississippi paddlefish), 609 nucleotides. Its product is annotated as leucine-rich repeat-containing protein 57-like. Lineage: Eukaryota; Metazoa; Chordata; Actinopteri; Acipenseriformes; Polyodontidae. Bases 1 to 609 code for a protein of 202 amino acids. The record is from RefSeq and is a predicted model, not a curated record. The transcript is spliced from 4 exons. Gene Ontology annotation, molecular function: protein binding.
AUGAACCUGAUAUCCUUACCUUCUUCUCUAAGGAAACUGAGACAACUACAGAAAACAGGAGCACGCAAUAACCACAUUGCCACGCUGCCCACUGAAUUUGUGCAGCUAAAAGCUCUCCAGUGGUUAAACCUAGCCAACAAUGAACUGAGUGAUCUUCCAAAGAAUUUCAUGAACCUUGAAGUCUUGGCAUACUUGAACUUGGAUGGAAACACAUUUCUGGAAUCUCUGUCAGAUCGAGUUCCAGGAAUAAAAAAAUCAUCAAUCAAAAACAAAAAGAGGGAAGAGGCGCGCAUGGCCCCACAUAAUCAAGCAAAUUUGAGGGAACAGUCUGUGGUGCAGCCGCCCACUUCUACUGUUGCUCUGCCAGAGCCCUCCAUUGAUCACAGGGUAACUCCAAGCUCAGAUAUCUCCAAUGCUGGUGCCUCUUCUGGAAGUCAGGGUAAACCUUCCUUAAGACGGAUCAAAGGCCGCAUCCACAGAAGCAAAAGCCUAGAUAGUAUUGAGCUGCUUGACUCCAAUGUGGUAGCAAGACAGAAAAAGGGAGUAGCUGAUUCUGUUCUGAUUAGUUUUUUCACUAGUAAAGGGAUGAUUGUGGAAUCAUAUGCGUGA